AUGCCCGGGUCUACCGCAUGGAGCACCUGGGCUUUUUACUCGCCCGGCUGGGUAUGCCCGGCAGGGUGGACCACUGCGACGGUGGUGAGCCGCAACAUGACGGAUAGCAUCAGAGCGACCGACAUCUUCAGUCUCCUGACGCCGGACGAGACCGCCGGGUUUUGCUGUCCAUCUGGCUAUACAUAUUCCCAUCCCACGGUCCUCCCAAGUUCUGUCCCGUACGGCCCGCGGUGUAUCUCGACGAUGAUCCAGGGCGAUUUCGUGUAUCAGGAAUGUGGUGCUGACGGGAAGAGCGAGCUCCAUACAGUCGCGGUUGGGACAGGCAAAUUCACGACGCUGACAUCAUGGGCCACCACGGAGUUCGACUCGGACUGGGAUGGCUUCGAAUGGACUACCUGGGCGGCGACGACAGACACCGUCAUCUCAACAAUCACCAUUGAUGCCCCGAGGAACGCCAUGACCACCGCUCCUGCUGUGCAGCUGGUG
Molecule: messenger RNA, 486 nt
Organism: Thermothielavioides terrestris NRRL 8126
Lineage: Eukaryota; Fungi; Ascomycota; Sordariomycetes; Sordariales; Chaetomiaceae
Exons: 2
Source: RefSeq, a predicted model, not a curated record